Sander lucioperca (pikeperch) is the source of this 5662-nucleotide messenger RNA. RefSeq names its product cell adhesion molecule 2a (gene cadm2a). The record is from RefSeq and is a predicted model, not a curated record. Bases 398 to 1714 code for a protein of 438 amino acids. The transcript has 11 exons. Lineage: Eukaryota; Metazoa; Chordata; Actinopteri; Perciformes; Percidae.
CGUGCUCCCUGCGCUGUGGAUUGUGCGCCACAGCAGACCAAGAGCUCGCCAGACAGUACAGCAGCGACAGCAUCUACUCUGUUACCGGAGGACGACUGCUCUCAGUCCCUGAGGUCUACUGCUGUGUUUCAGAGUCCCGCACACUGAGCCUGUACCUUCACGCUGGUGCAUCCCUGAAAUUGUUUUUAAGGAGCGAGAACAUUUACGUUUUCAAAAGAAACAGUCUACGGGUCGUGAAGUCGGUUGUGUCAACCCUUUUUUCCCUAAGACGCACAAAAGAAGCACUCCCAAGUCUACCUGGAUAGCUGACAAAGUCGUCCGGUCCGGUUCGAGGUCCAGAGGGGAGAGACGGUGAGCAGAAGUUAGCGCGGAAGGCAAGAGCAAAACAGAAGACAGGAUGAAUCUCAAGAGUCAUUUGAUUUUCACUCUCUACACUAUUUAUGGGAUUCUUCUGAAAGUGAUGGCUUCAAAAGGCAAAGCUCGAGGCAUCAGCGGUCAGUACCCUCUGGUUCAGAAUAUGACGGUGACCGAGGGUGGGACGGCGAACAUGACCUGCCGUGUGGAGUAUAAUGACAACACCUCCCUCCAGUGGUCAAACCCAGCACAGCAGACCCUCUUUUUCGGGGACAAGAAAGCUUUAAGGGACAACAGGAUUGAGCUGGUGCAUGCAUCGUGGUCAGAGUUGACCAUCAGCAUCAGUGAUGUCACUCUGACGGAUGAAGGCAUGUACACCUGUUCUCUCUUCACCAUGCCUGUCAGAACAGCCAAAGCCUACCUGACUGUUCUAGGUGUGCCGGAGAAGCCAGAGAUCGAUGGCCUGACGAAACCUGCCAUGGAGGGAGACCACAUCACUCUGACCUGCAUGACUCACGGCAGCAAGCCCGCUGCCGACCUGCGCUGGUUUAGGAAUGAAAAGGAGAUCAAAGGUGCCAAAGAGGUGAAUGCAAGUGGGAAGACAUUUACGGUGCGGAGCUCUCUGCAGCUGCAUGUGGACAGAAAUGAUGAUGGAGUGGCCUACACCUGCAGAGUGGACCAUGUGGCACUCACACAGACACCACAGCAGGCUACUGAAGUACUGGAGGUCCACUAUGCUCCACGUGUGCAGAUCAUCCACUCCCUUGCAGUCCCUCAGGAGGGUCAGUACUUAAAGCUGGAGUGUGUGUCCAAAGGAAACCCUUCGCCAGAUCCUGUGAUGUGGACAAAGGACGGGAGUGAACUUCCUGACCUGGACAGGAUGAUUGUAGAGGGGAGGGAGCUCACCUUUACUUCACUCAACAAGACAGACAACGGCACCUACCGCUGCGAAGCCGGCAACCACCUAGGGACCAGCAGUGCUGAAUAUGUACUCUACGUCUAUGACGUCCCCACAACUCUGCCUCCAUCCACCACUCCCCCCCUACCUCCCAUCCUUCCAGAUCCUACCGCUCUAUUAGACACCCACGCCUCAGACCCCACAGUCACUGGCAACAGAGAUCCCAACGCUCUGGGGCAGCAUGGCACUGACCAUGCCUUGAUCGGAGGAGUGGUGGCCGUAGUGGUCUUUGUCACCUUGUGUUUAAUCAUUGUUCUGGGAAGAUACCUGGCCAGGCAUAAAGGAACGUACUUGACAAACGAGGCCAAAGGGGCGGACGACGCGCCCGACGCCGACACAGCCAUCAUCAACGCUGAGGGCAACCAUGCACACGCAGAAGAAAAGAAAGAAUACUUCAUUUAGACUGCAGAGGGAGCUGUGCAGCUCUCUUCUUCCCCUUUUCCCUAUUUCAAUCUCUAUAUCUCUUUUUCUCUGUCUCUGUCUCCCCCUUUUCUCCUCCACCUCUGACCACGGCCCCCGCCGUGUCAACGAGGAACCCGCAGGCAAUCCACAGACAGAGAAGUUCCCCAAGUGUUUUCCUAUUAUUGCCUUUUGUCUAUCAUUUACAUCUUGUCCAUUAUAUCGUUUUUUUUUUCUUCUUUUUUUUUGGCAGUCGGUUUUCACAGGCAGCUUGCCGUCGUUGCCGAAGUUAUCCCCUUUUUGAUAUUUUUCCUCAUCUUUGACAUGAAUGCCUGGAAGUCUGUAUAUCUACCAUGACUGCUUCUUACAUGAGCCCUUCUUUAUCUUCUCUCCUCUUUCCUCUUUAAGCAGAAACCCCAACACAACACUAUGUCCCCUUUGUUCACACACGUCCACAAACACAUAUCAUAUCUCACAUCAACACGGUGCCUAAAAAUACAGACGCCAUUGAACUUCUGUCAAUGCCUUCAUGUAUCGUCUGUCAGUAGCAAUGUAAAUGCUUUGUAGAUGGGUUAACUGAACCAUAAUUGCAUUGCUUAGCUCACAGCUUUUGAUUAUGCAUUGCAUUUUUAUUUUUUAUUUUAAUGAAGAUCUUUGCUGUUUACGCCUUAUACAUGUCUAUCACACUGAAUAUGGUACUUUUAGAUCCACCUCCCCAACCCCCUCCCCUAUAAAUAGACUUGUAAUUAAACAGUUGACCCUUGUAAGAUAAGAAGAAGGCUUUGUGUAACACUGUAGCAAGGUUUGUCAGAUAAGUGUAUAAUAUGAUUUUCAUUAUUAGGGUAGGGGUAAUAAAGGAUAGUGUGGUAAUGAUUAGAACAGAGAAUACACACAGACGCUAGAUGAAGCAUUCCAUCGAAUAAACUCAAUCAAGUAUAUAAAACCAUCUGCUAAAUCUGCUGUCCCUAUGUACUUUUGUCUGUAUAUUCCUCCAAUGCCCAGGCUGCAGUUUAGCGAAACACCAACACCUUCAGUGUCCUCUUGACAGCUUACCGUAGUUUGUGAUUCACAUAAAGGGUUCAGGUGUACAGAAAGAAUCAAUCUCCUCUCUCUAAAAGCUGUAUAAAUUGUAUUAAAAUGAGUUUAGCUUUCCACUUAGAAUUUUUAUGUUUAUGUGACAUUGGAAUAAUUUUAAGGCUUAUGGACCCCAUGAAAUGUAAAAUUAACCAAAUAUACAGUUACAGUACACAGUUACAGAAUGAAUUUGAAAUUAGGUGUUGAUUGAUGAUUUAGAGAAUAGGAAAUUUAGUGUACAUUUUUUAGUAAUGUAAUUUUUUUGUAAUAUUUCAUUACACUCUCAAGCUUCCCCAGUGGUUUGUAUACACACUCCUGUUCACUUACUGGCUCAUAGAUAAGCAUUAAAUCAUAUUGUUACUUUAUACAAAUAGUGGUGACAUCAGUUUGACUAAAACCACAUGUUUUUGUUUCUAUUGCCACCUCUGAAUUUCUGUUUAACAAGUUUCUAACAAUUUAGUUGAACUUUAUAUAUCACCAACAUGUCGAGACUCCCACCUCACAAACUGCAUAACUGCUCUUCUUAUUUCCUUCUUAUUUUGUUGGAGUCGCUCUCCAUGAACUGAACUUUGAUUUCCAUUUCAUGGGGUCUUCAAGCAAAUAAAAGAAAAUAAAUAGAGAAAAAAACGACAGUGUGUGAGUGCUGGGUCAUAUAUCUGCAGGGGCCUCCUUUCCAAAAACUAAAAACUGAAGACAAAUAGAAAAGCACAAAGAUGUCUGUGAGUAACUGUGUUCCUUUGCCAACAACUAGAUUGCCUUGGGAAUUCAAAUGGCUAGUGGAAAGAUGACAAGGCUUUCUUUGAUUCAAUUCUGGAAGAAAAAAAAAUAUGUAAGCUAAAUCAUGUUUUUAUAUAAAAAAAAUGUUUUUAAUAUUUUUGGUUUAAAUAGUUCUAAGCUCCCUGCUGUGUAUUGUGUCUGCUAAAAUGUGGUUGAUUGUGAAAAUUGCUGUUGAAUUCUGAAUUCCUUCAAAUUUGUAUAUUAGCCACCUUAUCUAUUUACUUUUUUAUUUUUCAUUGCAUAAUCCUCAUUGGGACCUAUUUUAAACAAAUGUAUUUUCCUUUAGCAAAGGCAUGUAUGUAAUGUGUGAGGACUAAAUUGGUAAUACACAUUAGCAUGUUUUUGUUUGAUUUUUUUUUCAUAUUUUAAUUUAUUGGAACUAAAGAUAUUUAAGAGAGAACUGCAAUGAAAGUUUGUUUUGAAAUGAAAGUCUUAAUUUUGGAGAGCAGUGGCUUCUUGUGUUUGUGGCGUGCUACAGACGGAGGGAUUCGGUGUUGUAAAAAAUGUGAUGAAGAAAAAUUACAAAACUGAACAGAAAUAGAAGAAAAUGUGCAUCUGUCUUCUUCACCAAAUCCUUCAAAUACAAAUUGGAAUUGAAAUGCAUUCAAAGAAACAUUACCUUAAUGUUGGAGGCACUACAUAUUUCACAUACACUAAGACACACUUAACAAAUCCUUGUAAACAACUUCUGUUUCUUUUCAUAUAGCCCUAGCAUUUGUCUUUCAUCAGUUUGCAGGAAUUUGGCUAAUUUACUCUCUCCGGUGAAAGAGUGAUAAACACUGUGGCCUCUGGAACUAAAGACUUAAAAGCAAGGCUCUAAUCUACUAAGGGAGCAAAAUUUUACCAAGGGCAAUAAAAUAGUGGGCCCAGCUGUCUCCAAUUUGGUGGCCAAUUUACAUCAUUAUGCAAAUAAGGUCAGCAAGUAAGGUCUUUCUCUAUGUGUUAUAACUCAAACACUGCACAAGUUGGGAAUCAUUAAACCUGUCACCAUGGAUGUAGAAUUUAGGUUGCAUAUUACAUUUUAAAUAUGUUAAUGAUUUGUUUUAAAAAUGCAGAAGCUUUGCCGCAGUUUCCAUAUGUAAUAAUUUUAGUGCACUUCAAUCAAUAUAUUACUAUUUCCAGGUUUGACUUGAGCCUGAAAACGUUUCUUCAGUAGACCCAGACUAAAGCGUCUGGUCUUCAGAAAGCUUCUGUAUCACAUGUGUGUAUAGAUACAUUUAUCACAAUGAUGUAAUGUGUUUUUUUGUUUACUUUUCUAUCCUCUUUUCAUUGUGUCUUAAAUCAGUGACGUCAAUUUAAAUUUUCUGUUGCUUUACGCCUGUGUAUCGAAUAGAUUUGUUGAUUGUGAAAUCAGAGAAACAGGCUGUUUUAUAUUAAAUGAACAUUCAUAAAUAACCAGGUCUGCAGUGAUGAGUUGGUGUUUAGAAAUGAAACAGGUGCCAUUUUAUGAAUUAUGCCCUCUGGCUAAUUUGAUGGAUAUUUCUUUGUAAAUGGUGAAAUGUUUUGUUUAUUGUUUUUCUUUCUGAAAACCACAUGUAAAUAUUUGUUUUGACAUGACCGUAAUGAGCUAAUUUGUUGCAAAUGGCUUUUUAUGAUAGUUAGACCAAACCUAAAUCUUUCUUUAAUUUGUUAUUCUAACAGCCUGGCACAUACCAUCAUGCACUAUUUUACUAUGAUAGAAUCAACUGUAGCUGUUACAUCUUUGGGUCGGUUAUCAGUCGUUUUUCUUUUUAUGUUGUCGGUUGAAACUAAGCUUUAAACUUUUUGCCUCCUUGCUUUCCAACAUAUAUCGGUUCAGUUAAUAUGCGCUACAUCAUGGGCCUCUAAUUUCAUCCUGGCGGCAGGACAGUAAUAGCGUUAACCAUGGGCACUACUCCACUCGCCUCUGUUUGGUAAAUUUCCUGGCUCCAAAAAAACCCACUUUCUUUAACUGAAGGUGGGAGUGGUACAGCUGAGGUUACUUGUUUAUGCAGAUCAGGCAGUGAAAUACUGGCAGUAAUUUUGGCAUGAAAUUGCAAACAAUUUUGUGAACACGUUUCAUGAUGGCAAUUGCACAUAGUAACAGACCUGUUCAAUAAAAAACUUGCAUGUGACUUUUAA